This is a messenger RNA of Achroia grisella, 2493 nucleotides long. RefSeq names its product protein NDNF-like. The record is from RefSeq and is a predicted model, not a curated record. Lineage: Eukaryota; Metazoa; Arthropoda; Insecta; Lepidoptera; Pyralidae. The coding region runs from base 435 to 2360 and encodes 641 amino acids. The transcript is spliced from 13 exons.
AGUCGCCUCGCGGCGCGUGCGACACGAACAUUGCACCAUUUAUUGAAAGCUCGAUUCUUUCGAGUGCGAUUAAUCGGUAUCGUUUCCGGGCGGGCGGUGUGACCUCGCCCUAACAUUCCAUUUUCAAAUUAUAUUCAUUAAUUUAUAAAGUGACAGUUUCUAUCGAAUAUUAAUGGUGAACACCUUCAAUUUUGGUGAGAAACAAGUGUAUUAAUGACAUUUGUAAUAAGAGCUAUUAUUUAUUUAGCCAAUGGAUUGAUUUGACAUGACAAUAGUGUUUCCUGAUAGUUUCAAACCAUUCAUUCAGUGUAAAUAUAUUUGACGUAAAGAAUAAUAGAUAAGCUGGAUAAUAAAAGAGAUCAGAUAAUAUAAUCAUAAAUAAAAAAUGCAACCUUCCACUUGCUGGAUGGAGUGCAUAAUUUAGAAAUAAACACAUGCCCCUGAUUUCGGUUUCAAAUUCGAAUCCAUUUUUCACAAUCGCAUUGAAUUUCAAAUAUGUCCUUAUAAACGUUGGAUGGUUUUAUUUUUGUGGACUAUUUCCCGGUGGACGCGAGUCGAGGUGGUUUUGUGGUGCCUAUUGUUGUCUCAACUGCACAUUACAAAACAAGGCAAUGGGUAGAAAACUUACAAACCUGAUGACACGGAUGGCCAUUCUACUGCUGUGCCAUGCAGCUGGAGUGGGACUAGCAUCACCAACAGUGCUGGUGACGAGACCUGUCUCCAGGGCACCCACGGAGCGACUUCCAACUGAUAAUCAGACAAUUUAUAGGUUAGAAGCAGGAGAAAGUAGAAAUUUGGAAUUAAAUACAUCCACAAACGCACAGUCGCCCGUUUUCAUUACGGUCAGUCCCUGCACAAGGGAUUUCCGGUGGGCAGUUUACCGCAGUAUGGCGCAUAUUAUUAAUGGUCCUGUAUCUUUGUUAAAACAAUUUAACGAUGGGGAGUCGAACACGUUAGCAGUAUUUAUUUCGAAGCAAGAGAGAUACUUUAUACAGCUUUCAUCCUUAAGAGGUGGAACAGUAGCAGUGAGUGUCAGAGGAGAAGUGCCAAGAACUGUCCGCAUCAGACUCCGUAUCAGAUCCAGGCGAAGACUUGCCGCCAAUUGGGAUCCCAGUCCUAUAGACCCCCAAUCAACAACAUACUGCGUGGUUGCAUCACACGUCAGAAAUUAUACAUCAUUAUGUGCAGCUCUAUUCGAUGCCAAAACCAACCGACUGGAUAACAAAUCAAACCGAUUCAACCCUGAGUUGGAUCGCAUGAAUUUCGAGAUUCAAGGAUUGACUUCACAGACAGAUCGUAGGAACAAUACCAACAGUUACGUCUUAACUGAGGUUGAUAAUAAAAUUGAAGUGGAAACUGAUAUUAAUUCAUCAUUUGGAUCAUACGAGGGCAAUUUUAAGAGCAUUUAUAGAAGAAAGAAAUAUGGACGUAGCACAAAGGUGACGAAUGAAGAUCCGGUGAUUGCCUGCGUUGGUGACAGAACUCAUCAUCUGAUGGAAAACUUGGAUCCUAGCAGAACUUACUUCGUAAGUGUGUUUGGUGUCGCCAGAGAUCGUCGAGCUGGCUCCCUUUUGGCUAGUGGAAGCGUUCGCCCGCGAACAUCUACAGCCAAGCGGCUUAGAGAAAAUGUACCUUAUCGCUCUGAUAUUAGGACGAAAACUGUUUAUUAUUUUAAGGCUACUAUAGGAACUGGUGGAGGCCUGUGGUUAACUCUAUCAACCUGUGGUGGAGCAAUUGACGUCGAAGUUUUAGUGAGAGGGAAAAGAUUGUAUACAGCAAAAAAUAUAGAAUACCAUUCAAAAUUCUUCGUUCCAGUACCAAUACCAACCUCGUCAAUACAGGAGACGAGUGAUGAAGGUUCAGUGCAGUUUGACUCCAGUUCAGAGGAAGCGAGAAUGAGAUACGUCAUCAAAGUGGUGCCAAACCGGCGGGACAGAGAUGGCAGCAUUAGUGUGGAGAUUGCAGCUUCCACAACAAGAUGGGGUAUAAAUAUUCCAGAAUUGUCUGAAGACGCCGCCAUAGUGCGAGAACUGAGACCGAAGAGAUCAUGCAGAUCCAUUGAUAUUGCGUUUUUGCCGGCCACUCAUAAUGCUACUGAUGUCAUUAGAUAUUGUACAGUCGUCAGAGAAAGUGUAAAUGGUGAACUCUACACAUGUGCCAUAUCAAGAAAGUCGUAUGUGAAGACACAAUGUAUAAACCAUACACUGCCAUUGUCGUCAAAAGUAAUAAAGCAGAAGAUAAAUGGACUUAAGUCUGGUAGAAAAUACGCAAUACAGGUGACUGCAGCGAGUAAAGGAAACACCGUGCCUUAUAACGUACUAUACGUAGACACUAACGUAUCAUGCAAAGAGGAACAUUAAAUUGUAGAAAACAACGAUAAAAAAUUAAUAAAUGUAUAAAGAAUUCUUCAGCACAGUGUUCAUCAAAAGAAAUUAUUAAUAAUGAUAACUGAGACAACUCACACAACUCACACAGCGUCAUCUUAUCUGGUUC